This is a messenger RNA of Chaetomium globosum CBS 148.51, 933 nucleotides long. RefSeq lists its product as uncharacterized. The record is from RefSeq and is a predicted model, not a curated record. Lineage: Eukaryota; Fungi; Ascomycota; Sordariomycetes; Sordariales; Chaetomiaceae. The transcript has 5 exons. Gene Ontology annotation, cellular component: multi-eIF complex; eukaryotic translation initiation factor 2B complex; eukaryotic 48S preinitiation complex. The coding region runs from base 1 to 933 and encodes 310 amino acids. Gene Ontology annotation, molecular function: translation initiation factor activity; ribosome binding; RNA binding.
AUGUCACUUUCAAACUGCCGGUUUUACGAGGAGAAAUACCCUGAGAUUGACUCCUUUGUGAUGGUGAACGUAAAACAGAUUGCGGACAUGGGAGCCUACGUCAAGCUCCUCGAAUACGAUAACAUCGACGGCAUGAUCCUGCUUUCCGAGCUUUCGAGGCGUCGUAUCAGAAGUAUCCAGAAGUUGAUCCGUGUCGGUCGCAACGAGGUAGUCGUCGUGCUGCGUGUCGACAAGGAGAAAGGAUACAUCGAUCUGUCGAAGCGCCGUGUUUCGCCCGAGGAUAUCGUACGCUGUGAGGAGCGGUACAACAAGAGCAAGAUUGUGCACUCGAUCAUGAGGCACGUCGCCGAGAAGACGCAGACCCCGAUUGAGACCCUCUAUGAAACAAUAGGGUGGCCGCUCAACAAGAAAUACGGUCACGCGCUCGAUGCUUUCAAGCUCUCAAUAACCAACCCUGACAUCUGGACCGACAUCAAGUUCCCAACCGACGCUGAUGCCGAGGAGCUCAAAUCCUAUAUCGGCAAGAAGCUCACUCCCCAGCCGACCAAGGUCCGCGCCGAUAUUGAAGUCACUUGCUUCGGCUACGAGGGCAUCGAUGCCAUUAAGACCGCUUUGCGCACCGCUGAGGCCCGUAACACGGAUGAGGCUCAGGUCAAGUGCCGGCUGGUUUCUCCCCCGCUCUAUGUUCUCACCAACACCUGCCUCGACAAGAACGCCGGAAUUGCGCGGCUGGAAGAAGCCAUCGUCGACGUCCGGACGAGCAUCGAGUCGGCCGGCGGUAACCUUGUCGUCAAGAUGGCGCCCAAGGCGGUCACCGAGUCGGAUGAUGCGGAACUCCAGGCCCUGAUGGAGAAGCGCGAGCGCGAGAACGCCGAAGUCAGCGGCGACGAGAGUGUUAGCGAGAGCGACGACAACAUCCCUGCAGCGGUUUAA